AUGUAAAAAAAAUUUUAAAAAAAAAAAAAAAUUAAGGAUAACCUAACGUUAAUACCAGUCCACAAGGCCAAGCCUCUCCUUUGCCAUCACUGUUGCUUCGAUGAACGAAAUCUCUGAACCUCCAUAGCUUCGAGAACCCAGUAGAGUUACUCUUCUUGCAAAACUCCGGCGAGGCCUUCAAGCUCGCCCGAUUCCGACGCCGACGAAGAAGACCCAUCUUGCUCUUCAACAAAAAACUUCCUCAACGGUGGCCGGAGACUCAACGAAUCGACUUUAGACCUCAAAUCUCCGUCGUAAUCGCCUCCGAACAAAAGAUAUCGGUUAAAUAUCGGACAUUUCAUGGCGUUUCAAUCACGACGAUUUAUCGGGUUUCUCGAGCGCUUCAACAGAACCAGGUACCAUUCCCACUACCUCUCUUCACCUACUUCAUUUUUUCCAUUUCCAUUUUCAACUCUAGAUGACAAGCCAUCACCGAAUCACAUCAAGAACGAAAUAAAUCCCAAGGAACGUUUCGUUCUUGACCAGCUCUCUGAGCUUUUACCAAUCCCUCGUAACUCUUCAGCACCAAACCCAUUUAGAUAUUCUGAAAAUCCCACAAAACAAGUAGCUGAAUUUAGAGCAGUUGAUGGUUUUUUAUUGCCCGAAGAGAAAUUACGAGGGGUUUUCCUUCAGAAACUGAAGGGUAAAACUGCAAUCGAGCAGGCUUUAACGAAUGUUGGUAUUGAAUUGAGUCUUGACAUUGUUGCUAGAGUAGUGAACACAGGGAAUUUAGGUGGUGAAGCAAUGGUUAUGUUUUUCAAUUGGGCGAUUAAGAACCUGGCUAUAACUAAGGACAUUAAUGGUUACCGUGUGAUUAUCAAAGCGUUAGGAAGAAGAAAUUUUUUUAAGUUUAUGACAGAAAUAUUGCGUGACAUGAGGACGGAAGGCGUGAGCCUUGAUUUAGAGACUCUAUCAAUUGUAUUGGACAGUUUUGUUAGAGCUCAUAGAGUGUCAAAAGCAAUACAAAUGUUUGGAAAUGUAGAAGAGUUUGGGUUGAAAUGUAAUACCGAGUGUUUGAAUGUGCUCUUACAAUGUAUGUGUCAUAGAUCCCAUGUCAGUGCUGCAAAUUCGUUUUUGAAUUCAGUUAAAGGGAAGAUACCAUUUGAUGUUAUGACAUAUAAUAUUAUUAUUGGUGGGUGGUCAAAAUUGGGUAGAGUUAGUGAAAUUGAGAGUGUUUUGAAAGCAAUGUUAGUGGAUGGGUUUAGUCCUGAUUGCUCGACUUUCAGUUACCUUAUUGAGGGUUUAGGGAGGGCUGGUCGGAUUGAUGAUGCAGUUGAGAUUUUUGAGCACAUGAAGGAUAAAGGUUGUGUGCCAGAUACUGGAACCUACAAUGCAAUGAUAUUUAACUCUAUAUCCAUUGGAGAUUUUGAGGGGUGUAUGAAAUAUUAUAAGAGUAUGUUGAGUAAUAACUCUGACCCGGAUGUUAUUACUUAUACCACAUUAAUUUCUGCCUUGCUUAAAGCCCGUAAAGUGGCUGAUGCACUUGAGUUGUUUGAUGAGAUGUUGAGUCGUAGUCUUAUUCCCUGCACUGGAACUGUAACCUCCUUCCUUGAACCCUUGUGUAGCUAUGGUCCGCCCCAUGCUGCCAUGAUGAUUUACAAAAAAGCAAGAAAAGUUGGAUGUAGAAUAUCGUUGAGUGCUUAUAAGCUAUUGCUUAUGCGGCUUUCUAGGUUUGGUAAAUGCGGAAUGUUGUUAAACAUGUGGGAUGAGAUGCAAGAAUGCGGUUAUUCUUCAGAUAUGGAAGUUUAUGAGCAUGUCAUCAACGGACUUUGCAACAUAGGGCAGCUUGAAAAUGCAGUACUUGUUAUGGAAGAGUCUUUGCGGAAGGGUUUUUGCCCUAGCAGGCUUAUAUAUAGCAAACUAAAUAACAAAUUAUUGGCUUUGAAUAAAGUAGAAAGGGCUUACAAGCUAUAUUUGAAGAUCAAAGAUGCUCGUCGUGAUGAAAAUGCUAGGAGAUAUUGGCGUGCUAAUGGGUGGCACUUCUGAAGUGGCAAGCUUAUCAGCAGCAACUGCAGUUUUUCAUCCUUGCUUUGCAAUUCCUGCAGCAAGUUUCAAACUUGCUUGCAGUAUGAAAUGAUUCUUCUUGUGCUUCCUUUGGUUGGACCGUAUGAGCAUAUGCAGAUCAUCUUAAUAAGUUGUCAGCUUGAAGCUCAAAAUGACUAAAAUCCAACUUGCUAAUUCGCAAUAUUUGUAUAAGCAUGUUGACUGGGAAGGGCCUCAUCCACUGGACACUCACCAUAUUGUCAUCCAACGGAAUUCUGCACGGAUUUUCCUUGUCCACCUCUUUGCUCUUUUGCUGUUCAUAAACGCCAUCUAUCUCUGCUUAUUAAAUGUUACUGGAAACAGUAGCAGUAGAUCUUCCAAGUGGUUGGUAUGUAAAUCGUUGACAGGUGGGCUUUGAAUGGUCUACCUUCAGCUACCUGUGUUAGAAAGGAUCUAAUCAAAUUUGUAUCUCAUGUAUCUGAUGUGUAUGUGUGUGUGAUACUUUCAAUUUUCAACCUUCUGUUAUCCCAGGUCUGCAUGUUUGAUUUGUGUUGUACUUUUUAAUAUCUAGGAAUUUCUCAAAGAAUAUAAUACACACGCAUAUACAUUUUAAUAACACCUAUACUUAAUCUUGUUUUUUUUUUUUUUUUUUGUGUGUGUGUUUGAUGUUGGGGGGAUCAGUUGCAAUUUAAUGCUUUCAUAACAAACACAAUUUGUUGUAACAGUUUAGAUAGAUAAAUACGAAUUUAACUUGAUGGCAUAUCUGGUGACAGGGAACAUUAGGUACCAUUUUCCUUCUGAGCAUGCUUUCCAGUGCUUGCCUUGUCAAAUCAUAUUAUGGGACACUUAUUGAGAAAGAGUCUGUUGUAAUUAUACCUUCACUCGGAGUGCAACUUGAAGCUCACUAUUGGAGUGGGAGAGUUGUUCGUAGCUUAAUUCCUAUUGACAAAAUACUGAAGCCAGUCCUGAAUGAGAAUGUGACUCCAUUUACUUGUUACUGGAGCUUGGUUUUGCUCGUUCGUGGCAAAAAAGAACUAAUUUUUGGCAUUCACGGUAGUAAAACCGCCAGUGAAACUGUUGGUUCCCAUCUGGAAGGCAUUGUGUGCAGCUACUUAUUGUGGAGAAACCACCGAUUCCUGCAGAAGAUAAAUAACAUGCCUGUUUUUGGCUUUCUGAUCUGUACCUCACUGUAAAUGGAAGCUGUUCACUGCUGAUUUAAUUUCAAGGUCAUGAUGGCAAGCUCAUAAUUAGUCAGACAAUGUGAAUCGAGUACUGAGGGUUUCCUAGUGGCAAUAAUUGUCAAAUGUGAAUCAUCUGCAAAUCAUUGUAGCUUAGUGGGAGUUGAUAGGUUUACAAUAGGUGCUUAUCUAUGUCUAUAGAGAUUCCUUCUUGGUCUGUAUAAUUUGCCCCUGAUGUCUUAUCUAUGUUUUUUCUAUUUAAUCUUAAUCAGCCUGUAAUGUCAUGAAUCUCACGCUGUUAUCUUUGCCACAAAUUUCAUUGCAUUACUUUUUUUCUUUUU
Molecule: messenger RNA, 3541 nt
Organism: Quercus lobata
Lineage: Eukaryota; Viridiplantae; Streptophyta; Magnoliopsida; Fagales; Fagaceae
Product: putative pentatricopeptide repeat-containing protein At5g43820
Exons: 6
Coding region: 340-2025 (561 amino acids)
Biological process (GO): GPI anchor biosynthetic process
Cellular component (GO): glycosylphosphatidylinositol-N-acetylglucosaminyltransferase (GPI-GnT) complex
Molecular function (GO): protein binding
Source: RefSeq, a predicted model, not a curated record